AUGAUCCCCACGCCCAUUAAGGCGACGAAGCCCUCGCCUCUCUUCACUCUCCCGGAAUCUUUCCGACAUCCUUCCAUUAUUAAUGUCAAGCGCACGCUGUUGGCCUGUUUCGCGCUGGCCGCAUACAUCGCGUGGUCGCUGGGCGCCUGGGAAGCUUUCCUCAUCGGGACAGGUCUGCGUCCCAAGCUUCGUCCGACGGUGCUGCUUGCUGGCGACUCACUCACUGAGAAAGGCACCAACCCAAAGUCCAACGGAUGGGUCACCCUGCUACAAAAUGACUACACUCGGUCUGCCAACGUUGUGCCACGCGGGCUAUCGGGAUACAAUACCCGAUGGUACCUCAAAUACGCCAUGCCUGUGAUCCGAGGAGAGAUUGUCAGCGGCUCCUACACUCCAGUCCUCAUCACGUUGUGGCUCGGAGCGAACGACGCCGCACUACCGAAUGGAAGUAACUCGGAACAGCAUGUUCCGAUUGAGACAUAUCGGCAGAACUUGAUCACGAUUGUCCGGGAAUUCCAGACACUGGCACCCGAUUCAAAAUUCAUAUUGAUCACUCCGCCUCAUGUGGACGACAUGGCGCGCCACCGCCGUGCUAGGAAUAAUGAAGGAGACAAGAAAGGGGUUAUCGACCGCACGAACGAAAUGGCAGGCAAGUAUGCACAAGUCUGUGUCGAAACCGCGCACAAAUUGGGACUUCCAGUAGUGAACUUGUACUCGUACUUCAACGACAUGCCCAAAUGGAGACGUAAUAAUAUGCUGGGGGACGGACUGCAUCUCAGCACGAGAGGCAAUAGGUUGAUGUACGACCAGCUAAUGGACAAAAUCAAGUCCGAGUUCCCGGACGUAGUGCACAAACUCGAGCGCUGGCAGGCUCCCAACUUUAACAGACUGGUCAAGAGCGACCCGUGGAUUCCAGAUAAUACAGACGAUGGUAUUAACAGUACUCGUACGCUUCGAAGCACCAGCUACCUUAAUGUUAUUUCAUAG
This is a messenger RNA of Phytophthora infestans T30-4, 987 nucleotides long. RefSeq names its product isoamyl acetate-hydrolyzing esterase, putative. Lineage: Eukaryota; Oomycota; Peronosporomycetes; Peronosporales; Peronosporaceae. The record is from RefSeq and is a predicted model, not a curated record. Bases 1 to 987 code for a protein of 328 amino acids. The transcript has a single exon.